AUGCCGUCCAAACAGCCCCAGAAUGCGCUGUUCCAGGUCUACCUGCGCCUGCGACCCCCGAUGACCCAAAGACACGACGAUGCCGAACGUUUCCUGACCGUUGAAGCCCCAGAGGCGUCCCACGAUGACGGAGAGAUCGUCGCGCCCGUUCCGACUCACAUCACCCUGCAGCCGCCCAACGAUACGCGCAAACGUGCCAUCGAGAAAUUUGGCUUCACAAAGGUCUUUGAGGAAAAUGCGACGCAAUUGGAUAUCUUCCACGACACAGGGAUGGAAUCCAUCGUGAGAGGGGUUCUGAAAGAAGGCCGGGAUGGAUUGGUUGCUACACUCGGAGUGACAGGAAGUGGAAAGAGUCACACUAUUCUAGGAGAUAAAUCGCAACGAGGCAUUACUCAGAUGGCACUCGACGUCAUUUUCCGGUCCCUGGAGCCCACCAAGAAAACCGAGGAUGGUAGCAUCAGCCCUUUGAUGCUCGCCUCAUUAGCUGCAUCGGACGCCUCCGAGGCCCAGCUAUUCUCGGCCCAAACUUUUCUGGAAGCCGUAUACGGCGAGCCCAAUGCUGGCCGUAGCUCAAGAGCCCAAACUCCCAUGAGCCCGUCUCGUGCGCACACCCCAUCAACGGUACGGAGCCCCGAAUCCCUGAACCCCCAGGAAGGAUCGCCAAGCAAGCGAGUACCUGUACUUGGACCCGGUAUCCCCAGGCCAGACCCCAGCCGGAUCUACUGUCCCAAUGGCAUGGAACAACUCAGCUUUGACCCACAGUCAACUGAGCAGUCUAGAAGGAUCGACCCCGGAUCCCUAAAUCCUCUUCCCUUUACCCGCAUCAAUACCUACGAGACCCGUUUAGCUAAAUCACGACUUUAUGUCUUCAAGGAGCCGACCCCCGCAUUGAUUUUUCCCCGUCGUCAGCCCCGCGAACGACCUCCGACUACCCAAAAACUACCCGAUGUGAGCCAUCUUGCCGUGGAUCUUAAUUCAAGCUCAGACUACGUUGUUCUGGUAUCCAUGUACGAGGUUUAUAAUGACCGCAUCUUCGAUUUGUUGUCGCCUUCGAUUGUACCUGGCCAAGGGAGCACCAUGUCCCGUGGAAACGCCCAGAAGGACCGACGCCGCCCCUUGUUGUUCAAACCUACCGAGGGAUCUCCGGACCGGAAGCUGGUCGCAGGUCUACGUAAGAUUGCCUGCAGUAGUUACGAGGAGGCUUUGGCUAUUCUUGAUGUCGGGUUGACAGAGCGCAAAGUCACUGGUACUGGAGCUAAUAGUGUUAGCUCACGGAGCCAUGGCUUUUUCUGUCUCGAGGUUAAGAAGCUGGCACAUAGCAAGCGACAGGGCGAAGCAAUCUGGACCGGAAACACUCUGACAGUGGUUGACCUAGCGGGAUCUGAACGAGCCAGAACCGCGAAAACUGCUGGCGCAACUCUUGCAGAGGCUGGCAAAAUCAACGAGAGUCUCAUGUACCUCGGUCAAUGUCUGCAAAUGCAAAGCAAUCUCCAAGAUGGAGUCAAGACUGCCCUCGUUCCAUACCGUCAGUGUAAACUCACUGAACUCCUAUUCUCUAAUUCCUUCCCCUCAUCCAACCAAAUGUCUCGGGGCCAGUAUCCUCAAAAGGCCGUCAUGGUUGUGACUGCUGAUCCGGUUGGCGACUUUAACGCAACCUCUCAAAUCCUGCGCUACUCAGCACUAGCACGCGAGGUGACAGUGCCACGGGUACCAUCUCUGACCGAGUCAAUCAUUUCUGUGGCCUCUGCUCGGGGUCGAUCAACCAGCGGUCGCGCUUCCCCCAACGAUGCUUCAGCAGAAGAUCUAGAUCGUGCGAUGGCUGAAAUUGCCAGGCUGACGAAAGAUUGCCACGGCCUCGCCGUGCGAUUGGCUGAAGAAGAGAUUGUUCGCUCUGAGGUCGAGCUGAGGCUGCAAGCUGCCGAAGAUCGAUGUGUCAUGAUCGAACAAGAGGUUCGUGAAGAAUGCUGGGCUGAUAUGGAUGAGCAAAUGGAGCAAGAGCGAAGGCGCUGGCAGGCUGCAUGGGAUGAGCAGAUCGGCCGCAAUGAUGACCACAUCGACAAGAAGAUUGAGCUAGUCUCUCGCGGGUUCAACAUCUACGAAGACCCCGAGCAGUCAACGAAUGAUAGAGUGGAAGAACUGGAAAACGAAAACGAGCAACUUCGUCGCCGAUUGGCCAUUCUUGAACGUGAAAUGUCGUCUCACUCACCAACUCGCAAGCCAAGGGCAAGACACGCCCCGCCAUCUCCCACCAGAUCCGCCAACCGUCUUGGCCGGGAGAGUGACAUUGAAAACGCUCUACAGCGCAUGAACCAACUCAACCUUACCGACAGCAUGUUCUCGCCACCAUCUCCCACGCCUAAGUCUUCUUCACCCGGUAAGAAGACGAGGAAGAUCUCGACUCGCAAGUGGGAUUUGGCGCCAGAGAGCGAGAUCUAG
Messenger RNA from Penicillium cataractarum, 2436 nucleotides. RefSeq lists its product as uncharacterized. Bases 1 to 2436 code for a protein of 811 amino acids. Gene Ontology annotation, cellular component: kinesin complex; nucleus; microtubule. Gene Ontology annotation, molecular function: ATP binding; microtubule motor activity; ATP hydrolysis activity. NCBI's taxonomy places the organism in Eukaryota, Fungi, Ascomycota, Eurotiomycetes, Eurotiales, Aspergillaceae. The transcript is spliced from 5 exons. The record is from RefSeq and is a predicted model, not a curated record. Gene Ontology annotation, biological process: microtubule-based movement.